CAUCAUCCCCAGUUGCUUGGACAGUUCCUAGCGUGUCUCUAUCUCUUCAUUAACUUUCUUGGCGUGUUGAGCAAUAAUCUUAACCACCUUGACUUGCUUAGCACAGUCCCAUCUAUCCAGCCUUCGUAAAGAUUCACUAAAACAAAGUAUCAUUUUUUUUUCAAGAAAAGAAAAUGGAUCACAAUGGAAGAGAUGAUGAUCGCAAAAAGGAGGACAAGAAAGAGGAGGAAAAUGGGUUGUCAGUGGAAAGGGUAUUUGAGAAUCAAGAAGUGCCUUCAUGGAGGAAUCAGCUGACAUUGAGGGCCUUUGUGGUCAGCUUUGUGUUGAGUAUUUUGUUCAGCUUCAUAGUUAUGAAGCUCAAUCUUACAACUGGUAUCAUACCUUCCCUCAAUGUCUCUGCUGGUCUUUUGGGGUUCUUUUUCAUCAAGACCUGGACAAAGUUUGUUGAAAGGUCUGGCCUUUUGAAGCAACCCUUUACCAGGCAAAAGAACACUGUUAUCCAGACUUGUGUGGUUGCCUCCUCUGGCAUUGCCUUUAGUGGAGGCUUUGGGAGCUACCUGUUUGGAAUGAGUGAAGCUGUGGCCAAACAAUCAACAGAACAUACUGAUGCCUUUAAAAAUCCAUCCCUUUCUUGGAUGAUCGGCUUUCUGUUUGUUGUCAGCUUUCUUGGACUCUUUUCAGUGGUGCCUCUCCGGAAGGUCAUGAUUGUUGACUUCAAAUUGACAUAUCCAAGUGGCACUGCGACUGCUUAUCUCAUCAACAGCUUUCACACUCCUGCAGGAGCCAAGCUAGCAAAGAGACAAGUGAAGGUCUUGGGCAAGUUCUUCUCAUUCAGCUUCUUGUGGGGUGUCUUUCAAUGGUUCUAUACUGCAGGAGAUGGUUGUGGAUUUGCUAGCUUUCCCUCACUCGGGCUUAAAGCAUAUGAAAACCAAUUCUUCUUUGAUUUCUCAGCAACAUAUGUUGGAGUUGGAAUGAUUUGCCCAUACAUCAUAAACGUAUCUGUAUUGCUUGGAGGAAUUAUUUCGUGGGGUCUCAUGUGGCCUUUGAUAGAUACAAAAAAGGGUGAUUGGUAUCCAGCAGACCUCAAAGCAUCCAGCCUACAUGGCCUCCAAGGUUACAAGGUAUUUAUUGCCAUUGCCUUGAUAUUGGGUGAUGGUCUGUACAACUUCUUCAAGGUGCUAAGCCGAACGCUUGCUGCCUUGUUUUUUCAACUUCGAGUGAGAAAUGCAACCAGUAAUCUCCCAAUUGCUGACCGUUCCUCUCCUGAGAGCUCCAAGAUCUCCUAUGAUGAGCAACAACGAACCCGACUGUUUCUGAAAGAUCAAAUCCCAACAUGGUUUUCUAUUGCAGGCUAUGUCACAAUUGCUGCCAUCUCUACCAUCACACUUCCACAUAUUUUUCAUGAACUCAAAUGGUAUUACAUACUGGUCAUCUACAUCUUUGCCCCAACCCUGGCAUUUUGUAAUGCUUAUGGAUGUGGCCUCACUGAUUGGUCCCUUGCAUCCACCUAUGGGAAGCUUGCUAUUUUUGUAAUUGGGGCAUGGGCUGGUGCCUCACAUGGUGGAGUUCUAGCAGGUCUAGCUGCCUGUGGAGUCAUGAUGAAUAUAGUCUCCACGGCUUCUGACCUCUCUCAAGAUUUCAAGACUGGUUAUCUAACCUUGUCCUCACCACGGUCUAUGUUUGUGAGCCAACUAAUUGGCACUGCAAUGGGUUGCAUAAUUUCCCCUAGCGUCUUUUGGCUCUUUUUCAAGGCCUUCAAGGAUCUUGGGACUACUGGAAGUCAAUACCCUGCUCCUUAUGCUACUGUGUAUCGAAACAUGGCUAUAUUGGGGGUAGAAGGCUUCUCGGCUCUACCAAAGAAUUGCCUGUAUCUUUGUUAUGGUUUCUUUGUUGCAGCAAUUCUGAUAAAUUUGAUCAAGGAUGCAUUGGGUAAGAAAUGGGCUAGGUUCAUUCCCAAUCCAAUGGCAAUGGCUAUACCUUUCUAUAUUGGCUCAUACUUUGCCAUCGACAUGUGUGUGGGAAGCUUGAUUCUAUUUAUCUGGGAAAAGAUUGACAAGGCAAAGGCAGAUGCUUUUGGGCCAGCAGUGGCUUCUGGUUUGAUUUGUGGGGAUGGGAUAUGGACUUUGCCUAGUUCAAUACUUGUUUUAGCAGGUGUAAAACCACCUAUUUGCAUGAAGUUUUUGUCAAGGGGAACAAAUAGCAAGGUUGAUGCAUUCUUAGGGUCAUAAAUCCAAGAUCUGAUCGACUUAAAUAGAAGCUGUGAAGUAAGUUGAACUGCUUCCUAGACUAAGGUUAUGAAGUUUGCAUAUCAAGUUCGAGUCUUCUAAUACUGUGAACACCUGCCAUUUUUUGGAGCCAAUUGCCUUUUUCAGUGUAGUCAUUCUGGAGAAGAAAAAGCUAAUGUUCAUUUGCUUAUACAUGCUUGUUAGUCAAUCCUUGGAAAUAUGCUUGUAGUAUUUUUUCCUUGUCAAGUUUGAAGAAGAUAGUGGAACAGAUGCAUCAAACAAUGUGAAAAUGGAAAAUUACAGUUUCCCUUGUAAACGUAAAUCAUAAUAUCGAAAGUGUGUGGAAAUGUUACAGGUUAAAGUCAUGUUGACUUUGAA
Messenger RNA from Populus euphratica (Euphrates poplar), 2603 nucleotides. Its product is annotated as probable metal-nicotianamine transporter YSL5. The coding region runs from base 174 to 2228 and encodes 684 amino acids. NCBI's taxonomy places the organism in Eukaryota, Viridiplantae, Streptophyta, Magnoliopsida, Malpighiales, Salicaceae. The record is from RefSeq and is a predicted model, not a curated record. The transcript is spliced from 6 exons. Gene Ontology annotation, molecular function: oligopeptide transmembrane transporter activity. Gene Ontology annotation, cellular component: membrane.